Messenger RNA from Pieris macdunnoughi, 1098 nucleotides. NCBI's taxonomy places the organism in Eukaryota, Metazoa, Arthropoda, Insecta, Lepidoptera, Pieridae. The record is from the annotation of a GenBank genome assembly.
AUGCCUCUAUUUGGAAAAAAGGAUUUUGGUAGAAAGUCAAAAAAGGAUGCGAAAGAAUCAGAUAAGCAGCCAUCCAUUGAGGACAAGUAUGUUGUAAAAGACCUUUUAGGAACAGGCGCCUUUUCCGAAGUACGAUUGAUAGAGAGUAAGGAAAAUGGACAGCUGUUUGCAUGCAAAAUUAUAGACAAAAAAGCUUUAAAGGGUAAAGAGGAUUCCUUAGAGAAUGAGAUCAGAGUUCUCAAAAGAUUUAGCGAGAACGCAAAGGCAGAUGGUGGAGAGAAGAAAAUGUUUUCACACCCUAAUAUCGUACAGCUGCUUGAAACAUAUGAAGACAAAAAUAAAGUUUAUCUAGUAAUGGAACUCGUUACUGGUGGUGAAUUGUUUGACAGAAUCGUUGAAAAGGGUUCAUAUACUGAAAAAGAUGCGUCAAAUCUUAUCAGACAAGUUUUAGAAGCAGUGGAUUACAUGCAUUCUCAGGGAGUAGUCCAUAGAGAUUUAAAACCUGAAAAUUUACUAUACUACAGUUCUGAUGAAGAUAGUAAGAUUAUGAUUAGUGAUUUUGGUCUAUCGAAAAUAGAAGAUUCAGGCAUAAUGGCAACAGCUUGUGGAACACCCGGUUAUGUGGCUCCAGAAGUAUUAGCUCAAAAACCAUAUGGCAAAGCAGUUGAUGUAUGGAGCAUAGGUGUAAUAUCCUACAUAUUGCUCUGUGGAUAUCCACCUUUUUAUGAUGAGCAGGAUUCAAACUUAUUUGCACAGAUUCUCAAGGGUGAUUUUGAGUUUGAUUCACCCUACUGGGAUGAUAUAAGUGAGUCUGCAAAGGACUUUAUCCGACAUCUUAUGUGUGUGGAUGUUGAAAAAAGAUACACUUGCAAACAAGCUCUGGCCCAUCCAUGGAUAUGUGGUAAUGAAGCCAGCAGCAAGAACAUCCAUGGUACUGUGUCAGAGCAACUCAAGAAGAACUUCGCUAAAUCCCGUUGGAAACAAGCAUACCAUGCGACAACUGUUAUCCGUCAAAUGCAGAAACUUAUGAUACUUAAUAGCAGUAGCUCAAGUCGCAACACAAAUGCCCCAACUAAGUCUCAAAAUCAACAGCAGUAA